Prorocentrum cordatum is the source of this 396-nucleotide messenger RNA. The record is from the annotation of a GenBank genome assembly. NCBI's taxonomy places the organism in Eukaryota, Dinophyceae, Prorocentrales, Prorocentraceae.
AUGGUACACGUACUGAUCUCUGCGGCGACAUUUGCGUUCGCUUACACUGUGGGCGCCGACAUGCACCUCAUGCAGAUGUCAGUGCAUGGGCCGGGCGGUUUAGAGGCGGCAACGUUACGGACUGAUUUCACGGGCGUGUCUACAGUGACCUCCAUGGUGCCCCACGUGAACGCCAGCCAGCAGAAAGGAGGACGACAAGUCGAGGCGGCUGACCACAUGGUGAGAGAGGCCUCUUGGAGUCAGGUGGGGCAGGACAUCGAUGGCGAAGCCGGAGGCGAUUAUAGUGGCAGGUCGGUGACGUUGAGCAGCGACGGCAGCCGCGUGGCCAUUGGAGCAGACGGCAACGACGCUGCGGGGUCAAAUUCUGGUCACGUUCUGGCUGGUCGGUGUCGCUGA